Molecule: messenger RNA, 309 nt
Organism: Penicillium cosmopolitanum
Lineage: Eukaryota; Fungi; Ascomycota; Eurotiomycetes; Eurotiales; Aspergillaceae
Exons: 2
Coding region: 1-309 (102 amino acids)
Source: RefSeq, a predicted model, not a curated record
AUGAAGCCAGAUACAUCGGUUUACUGCUCCACAAUCCUUUUAGCAUUUUUCAAACAUCAGAUUCCGGCCUACGGCAAUAAAAUGAGGUCACAUCAAUCACUUAUUGGAUCAAGCGACAGUUAUUCAGAUCGGGUUUAUCGCAAGAGGUCAUGUGCGCCCUGCAAUCGAUGUAGGAUGAAGAAAUGCAAGUUAGGGCAGUUGCAGCCAACAAACACCCUUAGUCCGUGCGGCCGGUGUGAAGAAGACAAUACCAUUUGUGCCAUUGGCCAAAUGAAGCGGAUCCAUGACAAAGUGUACCCUAAGGGGUGA